Monopterus albus (swamp eel) is the source of this 2830-nucleotide messenger RNA. It is a transcript of the gene taf6l, whose product is annotated as TAF6-like RNA polymerase II, p300/CBP-associated factor (PCAF)-associated factor. Gene Ontology annotation, cellular component: transcription factor TFIID complex; SLIK (SAGA-like) complex; SAGA complex. Gene Ontology annotation, molecular function: transcription coactivator activity; protein heterodimerization activity; RNA polymerase II general transcription initiation factor activity. Lineage: Eukaryota; Metazoa; Chordata; Actinopteri; Synbranchiformes; Synbranchidae. The coding region runs from base 440 to 2371 and encodes 643 amino acids. The transcript has 12 exons. Gene Ontology annotation, biological process: transcription initiation at RNA polymerase II promoter; RNA polymerase II preinitiation complex assembly. The record is from RefSeq and is a predicted model, not a curated record.
AGCUUCUGUCUAUCCCCUCAUUGAAGAGCACGGACUGCAUACGUCUAGAGGUGAACUACCAAUCCGUGUUUCUUAUUGGCUUUCCAUCGACCAAUCACGUGUCGCGUCAUUAGCAUACGGAAAUGUAACCGUGUCGUGCGGUUUUAGAUAAACGAUUUUCAGCUACUUAAACUGUUGGGGGUUGUGGGGUUUUUUUUUUUUUUUUUAGGGCCGUAUUUACUGUUAUUUCCACUGUUAAUACGACAAACUUUAAAAAUGAAUUGAAUGGGCUCUCCAGUGUUGCCUUAUUUUGAAGGGCUUCACGAAUGUGUUCCUUUCUUCAUGUUAACUUGACAUUGAUGGAGCACCGUGUGAGGAAGGUUUCGUUUUCCGCCUGAGUGGAAGAAUAAUCAUCCUUCAGCGGUUCUACCUAAGGAGGUUCCGAGUGGUCCCCGUCAGCAUGGUGGACCGGGAGGAGCGCCGCUUCGCCGAGGUGUCCCGGGAGUCUGUCAGACUCAUUGCGGAGAGUGCAGGUGUGGAGCUCGGCGACGACGUGGCCGCUGUACUGGCUGAAGACGUGUGUUAUCGACUCAGAGAAGCAGCACAGAGCAGCUCUCAGUUCAUGAGACACGCCAAGAGGAGGAAGCUGACAGUGGAGGACUUCAACAGAGCUCUGAGAUGGAGCAAUGUGGAGGCCAUUUGUGGCUACGGGGCCCAGGAUGCUCUUCCUUUUCGUUCAGUGAAGGAAGGCGAGCUUUUCUUCAUCGAGGAUCGGGAUAUCAACCUGGUCGAGCUGGCUCUGGCUACCAACAUUCCCAAAGGCUGUGCUGAGACUAUAGUGCGAGUGAAUGUGUCAUACCUGGAUGGGAAAGGCAACCUGGAACCUCAAGGGACAGAUAAGACUCAGCCACACUACAUUCCCACUGCAGUGCAGUCUCUGUCAGAUGACCUGUUUAAGUACUACCAGCAGAUCACACGGGCCAUCUUGGGAGAGGAUCUCCACCUUAUGAAGGUGGCUCUGCUGGACCUCCAGUCCAACUCCAAGAUUGCUGCCCUCUUGCCAUACUUUGUUUACGUCAUCAGUGGGGUGAAGUCAGUCAGCCAUGACCUAGAGCAGCUCAACAGGCUCCUUCACAUGGUUAAAAGCCUGGUCCAGAACCCUUACCUGUACCUGGGCUCAUAUGUGCGCAGCCUGGUCUCCAGUGUCAUGUACUGCAUCCUGGAGCCACUGGCUGCCUCCAUCAACCCUCUCAACGACCACUGGACCCUCAGGGACUAUGCUGCCCUGCUCCUCAGCCACAUCUUCUGGACUCAUGGUGAUCUGGUGAGUGGUCUUUACCACCAGAUCCUUCUGUCGCUCCAGAAGGUUCUGUCUGACCCAGUGAGACCACUGUGCUCCCACUAUGGAGCUGUGGUGGGGCUUCAUGCUCUGGGAUGGAAGGCUGUGGAGAGAGUGCUCUUUCCACACCUUCCUGCUUACUGGGCCAACCUCCAGGCUGUGUUGGAUGACUACUCUGUUUCCAAUGCCCAGGUCAAAGCAGAUGGACACAAGGUCUAUGGAGCCAUCCUGGUGGCAGUGGAGCGUCUGCUGAAGAUGAAGGCUCUGGCUCUGUGUCAGGCAGCAGAGGGAGGCUCCAGCAUUCAGCCAGGCUCUGUGGCGGGUGCUGUUGGUAACAGGGUUAGCUCCCCUGGUCUCAGCCCCCCUCCAGAGCCUCUGUCUGAGGCCGCCCUUGGAAUCGCCAGCCAUCUUCAGGUGGGCGGAGCCGGCUGUCCCUGGGAGGAGUGGACCCCAGUGCCUCUCCCUGCUAUGUACUGUGAGCUCUACUCCUUCUUUGGAGACAGCCUGGCUGUCAGGUUUAGUACAGGACCAGGGUUUGGCAGCUACCCUCCCUGCACCCACUCCCAGCUCAGUGAUGCCAGGAAGGAGCCCCCUGGCCCUGCUUCUAACCCUGACACCACCCGUAAGAUGCCACAGCUGACUGCCAAUCUUAACAUCAGCCCCAGGCAGGAUGGGAGUCCUCGCACCGAUCCGCCCCCACCCAGCCUGGCUGCUACAGGAUCAGGGAGGUCCCUGGCUCGCUCCUCCUCCAUGCAGCGCUCCAGAUCCUCUUCGUCACGUUCAGGUCAGCGUUCAGCACUUGACGGUUUCCCCAAAGCUCGCUUCACCUCUUCCCAGACCGGACUGCCGGUGUUCUCAUUUCUGAUUGGUGGGCGGCAAAUGGGCCGCCGUUGCCAGGGCCGCCGUCCCUUCCAGACCACUUUUGCCCCGACUCCACCUCUGUCUGCCCUCCCACCGCGUGCCUACGCCCACAAGCUGCCCGUUAUUGGCAGGGUAGGCAAACCUGUAUGUCGGUGGGCGUGUUCUCAUUACUCUCUUUAUCUCCCUCUUUGAAGAAUACGCCACCAGGAAUGGACAUCGGACCGCUUUGGUACAUUUUCCAUUAUUCAGUAACGUUAAUUAUUUGGAGCCUAAAGUGACGACUUUCAACUUGUCUUUUUGCCCAGACAGUCCAAAUCCUAAAUCCACUUCAGCAUUAUUGUUUCAGCAAGCUGAGAGCUUUGUUUUUUGUAGCAGCAAUUGCGCCAUUCACCAGAAAGCAUAAACACUGGCCUUACAUCUGACUGUAAUGCAUCUUCAUUUGCUGUCUUGAAGAAGCAGGGGCAAGACCUCAGACUUGAGUUUAUGAUCAUGAUCCUCCACACAAGAGAAGUUAUAAAUGAAAUGGGAGAAAAGUAUUUCUUUAAGCACUGACUGAGUUCCAGCUGAUAGUUGUGCCAUGUAUUCAGAGGGACACUUGCCAUCUUGUACAUACUUGUUGUUUUCAUAGAAUAAAUUUUGUUGUAUUUUUGA